UCUAGUCUCAAACUACUCGUACCUUACCAUAACUCGCAAUGACUGUUCUCUCUAAAUUUGCAGAAGGAUCUUCGUCUCCUUCAUCUACUAAUCGUCAUAAACAUGACGUAUUUUUAAGUUUUCGAGGUGUUGAUACUCGUAAUAAUUUCACCGAUCAUCUCCAUAAAGCCCUCCUGGAUGCCAAUAUCUCUACCUUUUUGGAUGAUGAUGAAAUUGAAGCCGGAGGAGAUCUCAAACCGGAAUUGGAGAGUGCCAUUAAAGAAUCUAGAGCUUCUAUUAUCAUUUUGUCCAAGAAUUAUGCGAAUUCAUCAUGGUGCCUUGAUGAAUUGGUACUCAUCCUUGAGCAACGUAUGACAUCCAACCAAAUUGUUAUCCCCAUUUUUUUUCAUGUCGAGCCCAGCGAUAUUAGGAAGCAAGAAAGUAACUUUGCACUUUCAAUGGCUGAGCACAAAGAGAAGAUGGAGGCAGAAAAAAAUGCAUCUAAAAAACGUCAGUUGGCUCAAAAGAUUGACCGAUGGAUUAAAGCACUUACUGAAGUUGCUAAUUUAAAAGGGAUGCACGCAAAAGGAAGGCGGGAGACGAAGUUCAUUGCAGAAAUUGUCGAGGACAUCUACCGUAAAUUACAUUUGCUUCAAGAGAUGGGAAGAUUCAUCGUACGUGAAGAAUCACUUGACAAGCCAUCAGAGCAAAGUCGAUUGUGGUGUCAUGAGGAUUCAUCCAGAGUGCUGAAGCAAAAAAAGGGUACAGAAAAUACUCAAGGACUCACCCUUGACACGAGAAUGCUUAAGAAUAAAAGAGAACGACCCUUGAAGAGGCAAAAGUUGAGUGGAUCGUGCUCAAAAGACAAAAUAUUGCUUGGAUCAUUAAAGAUUCUUAAUUUAAGUUUCUGUAAAGAGCUUCAUAGUAUUUGUGGCUUUGAUGGACUACCAGCACUUGAGAGGUUAAUAGCUACAAACUGUAGUGGUUUGCUUGAGGCGACAUGCUUGUCAUUCAUCGUGAGUGACGUCAAUGCAAGUGGGUCUUUGUUCUGGCGUCCACAUUCCUCCACUACCUGUCUACCCACCACUGGCUUCCCCAGUCAAAUUCCAUGGGCAUCCCUCCCACCUGGGCAGACGCAUGUGGGGUCUCGUUACGAGUUCACACUUAUUGGAGUAAACAUGAUGGACUUCUACAAUAGUAUUGAUGACUUAGCACCAGCUGGAGAACCAACAAGUGACGAGCCAUAUUAG
Messenger RNA from Lactuca virosa, 1229 nucleotides. The record is from the annotation of a GenBank genome assembly. Lineage: Eukaryota; Viridiplantae; Streptophyta; Magnoliopsida; Asterales; Asteraceae.